This is a messenger RNA of Orbicella faveolata, 3018 nucleotides long. Its product is annotated as xyloside xylosyltransferase 1-like. Gene Ontology annotation, biological process: protein O-linked glycosylation via N-acetylgalactosamine. The record is from RefSeq and is a predicted model, not a curated record. Lineage: Eukaryota; Metazoa; Cnidaria; Anthozoa; Scleractinia; Merulinidae. Gene Ontology annotation, cellular component: endoplasmic reticulum membrane. Gene Ontology annotation, molecular function: xylosyl alpha-1,3-xylosyltransferase activity.
ACGAAGUCCAAAAUGGCGGCCGCUUCAAGUUUGGUUCGAUAUUGCAUGAGACAUCCAGCUCGUAUUCUCGUUAUAGGACUUCUUUUAGUUCUGGUGAUCGCCAGUAGAUUUCUCUACUCUUCAGUUCCAGAAGAUCAACCUAUCCAGGAACUAAAUCUUAUGGCGGGAAAUUUAGCACAACAACACCGUCUCAAAAAUAUCGACAGAAAACAGAACAGUCUUCAGAGUGAAGACAAACUUGAUACAGAUAGCCUGCGUAUUUUGCCUGUGAAAAAUGGCGAAAAAAGUGCCUCGACAUUAAAUGAUUCAAACGAUAGUCAACUCAAAGGGAAAGAAACUGAUUCAUCACAGACGUCGUUGCCGAAAUCCAAGGAAAUUAAAAUAAGAUUGCAAGAAGCUGAUGAUGAAAAAGCUGAAAACGACUUGACACUUCGCAAAAUUCCGAAUGAUGGCAUUCUGCACAAGAAUUCAGGACAGCUAUCACCGUUUGAGUUCGAAGCAAAUGUUGAAGAAGUCACCAAGAAGAAAGUAGACGUGGGAGAAAAAGCUUUACCAAGUGACCUCAACAAGUCUGGCAAAAAUACCAAACAAAAUAGUCAAGGAACCAAUGAGAACCAUGCUGUACAUAAAGGUAAAGAAAAGAAGAAUAGAAAAAAAGAUUUAAAGUCUGGUUUAUCACAACAAGAAAACAAUGUCUUGAUGACACUUGCUAAAGUUGGACAGACAAGUCAUCUAGCCAAAAGAUUCAAACGCUGUGUUCUGUCAAUAUGCAAGCAUGCAAGCAUAAAGCUGUCGUUUCACAUCAUAGCAGAUACACUUGGAAAACGCACUUGUGAGGAUACAUUCAAUGAAGCUGGCAAAGUGUGUAAGAAUGGUUUGAAUGUGACAUAUUAUGAUGUUGACAAGGUCUCCAAAAAGGUGGAGCCAAUCACAAAAGAAAUUCAGGAUUUGUUCAGUAGCAGCAGUCAUUCAUAUUACAACCAACCCUUAUUCUUUUUAUCCACUGCAAUACAUCAUGUCUUACCCCAAAGCAUGACGCGUGUCAUCUCACUGGAUUCAGACCUGCUUUUCAAGACAGACAUAAAGCAACUGUUUGCAAUUUUUGAGAACUUUAAAGCCACCACUAUUUUUGGGUUAGCAAGGGAGCAGCAGCCAGUCUACAGACAUAUUUUGCACAUGUACCGCGACAGAAAUCCCGGCACCAAAGUUGGUGAACCACCUCCAGAUGGACUCACAGGUUUUAACAGUGGUGUUAUCUUAAUAAACCUACGCAACAUGCGUGAAUCAAGGAUUUAUAACCUUCUUUUACACAACAAUGCGGUAAAGGAGAUUGCAGACAAGUACACCUUUCAGGGACAUCUUGGGGACCAAGAUUUUUACACAUUGCUCAGCUUGGAAUACUCUGCUCUUUUCUACAUUCUCCCCUGUUCAUGGAAUCGCCAGCUUUGUACAUGGUGGAAAGACCAUGGUUAUGCACAAGUUUUUCAUUCUUACUACAACUGUUCUGAGCCUAUUCAUGUUUACCAUGGAAACUGUCAAACAAAAAUGCCCGAUGAGUAAGUAAUUCAGAUCAGAGGAACAUAAGAAUCUGAUUUUCUUGUUAGACGCAAAGAUUACAGUCUGUCCAGGUGAGGACAUUUUUUCUGCGUGGCAUGACUUUUUCGUAUUACAUGAUGUUCACUCACAACGUGUUUAUCUUCAAAAGGAAAGCUUAUCGUGUCGAUUGCAUCUAAAACAACUGGUCCAAAUUUCUCCUGAUCAUAUUUUAUCUUCAGCUGAUAAACAGCAGCCAUGCUGACAGUUCUAUGGCUGACAAAAAGCGCAAUAAGCUUUCCUCCUGAAGAUAAACAUGUUGUGAAUGAACAUAAUAAUCAUAAUAGUACGAAAAAGUCAUGAUGCCACACAGAAAAAAUGUUCUCACGUGGUGCAUUUCAAUGUACUACAUGAUUGGUUUGAAACAAACUCGCAGCAUCGAAAACAUUACUCUGAAGGUGGCAAAAAAAUUGUGGGUGUCGUGGUCUACUGGGAAGAGUAGUAGUUCUAAUUUGAUGAUGAUGAUGAUGGUAACAAUGUUUUCAUAACACCAAGUAUUUAGUCCUAGGUAUCAUUUUUCUCUCUGGUCAUUGAAGAUGUCUGCCCAGCUGUCAAUCAGAUGUAAUAAUCUACCGUAAAUUGAAGCAUGUGGGUGGCUAUGUCAAGAGGGCUGCCCAAGAGUGCAGCACAUGAAGUCUUGCUAAAGUUGAAACCCGACAUCUUAAAUCUUGAGGCCUGGUAGUGACUAAUGAUUGUGCAACUCCCUUUGAAAUAUGCGAACUUGCCCAUGUUAAUAAACAUAUUACCAGUAGUGUCUAACCCAAGCUUUUAGCCAAAAUUGGAAAAGUAGGUGUCCAAAAUGUGCCAAUGGUCUACUCAAAUGCAUAAUUUAUAAAGUGACAUGUGAAAAGAUAAGACAAUUUUCUUUCAAAAGUGGGCAUCCACAGGAUGCCUGAACACCCAUCUGGUAAAAAGCCUGAUCCAUCCCAUACGUUCUUUUGGUUGCUUGUGAAUAUGUGAUGAGCAAAGAGAAUAUCAGCGUAGGAGGCUGCGAAACUAUCAAGCUCAUUCUAAGGAUAUCUCUUCCUCUCUCCCCCAAGCGCAAAAAGAGACAGUGACAAAAGAUUCAUUGGGAAGGAUCUCUCCUGAUGAUUUUGUUUUGUCAGCAAGACACAUGACUUGCCCUGACCAGGGUGUGUCUGUCCCACUAUUGGCUGCAGAAAGAAGAGAUGCCCGAAGAAAGAGGAAACUAUAGGAGCAGGUGGAUUGGUUGUCACUUGCAUAGCAUUUCCAUUUCUCAAUAGAGUGGUUUUCAAUUGAGUGUCGUAAAAACAAAACCAGAGUAAUUACCCUACCCAAUCACAAAGGACACAGACAAUACAGUAAGCAAAUCAAAACUCAAAGUAAUUAAGGUAGCUGACGCAAAGCACGGGAAAAUGCAUUCAAAUGCAUCACAAUUGGUUUUGGUUGUACUUCUGAUUGGAU